AUGUCCAGGAGCUUUCUUCCCAUUUUCGAGCCAAAAAAAACAAGAGUCAUCUCUGUGGACUGUACCUCCGCCUCACCUUCCCUCUUCUCAUCUCCAUUAAGAAACCUCAAGCAACUAUAUUGCAAACAACCUACUUCGAGCUAAAAGAAAAUGAACAUUUUCAGCAAAAAGCCUAAUCCUAGAGAGGCUCUUCGACAGAGCAAGAGAGAAAUGCAACAUGCUACUAGAGGUAUAGAGAAGGAAAUUGCAGCUCUCCAAUCAGAGGAAAAGAAGCUUGUUGCUGAGAUAAAAAGAACAGCUAAGACAGGCAAUGAGGCAGCAACUAAAAUUCUAGCUCGGCAACUAGUCAGGCUUAGGCAACAAAUAGCUAACUUACAAGGAAGUCGUGCUCAAAUGAGAGGCAUAGCAACUCAUACACAGGCAAUGCAUGCCCAUUCUUCAGUUGCUGUUGGCUUGAAAGGUGCCACAAAGGCGAUGACAUCCAUGAAUAAGCAAAUGGCUCCUGCAAAGCAAGCAAAAGUUAUAAGGGAAUUUCAGAAACAGUCAGCACAGAUGGAUAUGACAACAGAAAUGAUGUCAGAAGCCAUAGAUGAUGCCUUGGAUGAUGAUGAGGCUGAAGAGGAGACUGAUGAGUUGACGAAUCAAGUGCUAGAUGAAAUUGGUGUUGAUGUUGUUUCCCAGUUAUCAGCAGCACCAAAAGGUAAAAUUGCCGGGAAGAAUAAAGAGGAUGUCGGCAGUUCGGGCAUUGAUGAGCUUGAGAAGAGGUUGGAAGCUUUGCGAAAUCCCUGAAAAUGAUGACCAAAAAGUCCAAGGUUUUAUCCUACUGAUCACAACUCCGAUCCUCAAGUCAAUUCUUCAAAUUGACGCUGUAGAUAAUUCUGUUCUCCAUCUAUGUUUAUGUUUCGCUGAAGAUGUUUAGCUUGUGGUAAUUUUUUUCCCUUGCUGGAAAACUAUUUAGCUGGAUUAGUGUGUUGUCAUUAUAUCCUCUCUAGUCAAGGAUCAGAGUCAAAACUAAUAAUGCGAACAGUAGAUAAAUGUACUUUUUGAUGAA
Messenger RNA from Manihot esculenta (cassava), 1051 nucleotides. RefSeq names its product vacuolar protein sorting-associated protein 2 homolog 3. Gene Ontology annotation, cellular component: multivesicular body; ESCRT III complex. Lineage: Eukaryota; Viridiplantae; Streptophyta; Magnoliopsida; Malpighiales; Euphorbiaceae. The record is from RefSeq and is a predicted model, not a curated record. The transcript has 11 exons. Gene Ontology annotation, biological process: late endosome to vacuole transport; endosome transport via multivesicular body sorting pathway; protein transport. Bases 151 to 789 code for a protein of 212 amino acids.